Molecule: messenger RNA, 2532 nt
Organism: Pseudomyrmex gracilis
Lineage: Eukaryota; Metazoa; Arthropoda; Insecta; Hymenoptera; Formicidae
Exons: 5
Coding region: 414-2456 (680 amino acids)
Cellular component (GO): nucleus
Molecular function (GO): DNA binding
Source: RefSeq, a predicted model, not a curated record
UGGAUCGGGGCCCGUUUUUGGAUCAGUUUGAUUUAUGGAGCCCGUAACAGCAUGACAGCUAACGCACCUCACGUAUCUUUUUUGUACUACUUUAGGCAACAUUUUUCACCAGGCACCUGAUCGCUCAACGUAUCUCCGGCCUGUGAAUCAUGCUUUUUAUCAGUUCGCGACGAAAAUAACGAAAAAUCGCGAUUUUAGUUUUACUGUGUGACAAAUAUUGUGAAAUUGAGUUGGUUAUUAUUUGAAAAAAUCGUUUUCUGGUGGUUAUCAUUGUUCAAUGUGAAUGUAGAAACCCGUUUAACCAAAAAAUUGUUGUCCAACAUCAUUUCAGUUUGAUUGCGGCACUGUAUGUUUGAUUGUUUUGAAAAAGUGAUAUUGACCUCAAUUAAUCACAUUGGUUGCUGAAAACAAUCAUGAGUUAUACGGAGGAAGAAUUGGAGCAGGCGGUCAGCCGAGUCGUAGAUGGAGGUAUGGGUCUGAGGGAAACUCAAAGGGCAUUCUCAAAUAUACCGUAUGGAACAUUACAACGUCAUGUCAAAACGCAAUGUGGAAAAAUAACCAAACCGGGAAAAAAACCUGUGCUUGAUGAAAACAUUGAAAAUUUAUUGGUUAUAGCAAUAAAAGAACUUGCUCACGUCGGAUUCGGACUAACUCGAAAAGAGAUUUUGUUAGUUGCAAAAGAAAUUGAUGAAAAACAAGACCAUCCAGUUUUCAAAAAUGAACUACCCAGCAAUAUGUGGUUUACACGUUUUUUAGACCGCCACAAGUUGAGUUUACGAAGUACAAUGAGCAAAUCAUUGGCGCGAUUAGAGAUGGAGCUCCCAGCAAUCCGGGAUGAAUUUUUUGAAGCCUACGCAAAAAUUCGAAACGAUUACAACAUAUCUGGCAAAGAUAUAUAUAACGAAGACGAAACCGGGAUUCAAUUUGUGUGUAAGUCACCGAAAACAGUGGCUAAGAAAGGUGAGAAGUACGUGUAUGCUAGAAAAAGUGGAGAACGCAGUGUGAACAUAAGUAUAGCGAUGUGUUCAAAUGCUCUCGGUUCCGUAAUCAUUCCGCCAUUUCUGAUAUUCAAAGGAUUGAGUUUUUNGUCUGAUUUGCAUACAGAAUGUUUUCCGGAAAAUACAAUUUUUGCUAAUAGCAAAAGCGGUUAUAUGGUAACAGAUAUUUUCGCAGAGUGGCUCAGAAUUUUUGUUGAAAACAUACCUCCAAAGCGCCCAGUGUUACUUCUUCUUGAUGGCCAUGUUAGUCACGUUUCUUUAAAUGCAAUCGAGUUCGCUAAAGACAAUGGAGUACUUAUGUUAUGCUUCCCACCCCAUACUACCCACCUGUUGCAACCGAUGGACAAUGGACCCAAUAUAACCCUGAAAAAUGCGUUCAAAGAUGAAUCUAACAAAAGGAUGAGGAAAAUGAAAAGACGUCUAAAAAAUGAGGAUUUUGGUAAAGUCUUCAAGCAGGCAUGGGAACGUACAUGUUCACAAAUGACGAUGAAAUCCGGAUUCGUUAAAACUGGACUUUGGCCUGUAAAUCCUGCCAAAAUGCUAAUUCGUGAAAGGGACAACGAAGCUUCUUCCCAACCAGACUCAUCGUUAGAUGUGCAAUCCUGUUCCACAACUUCUGAUACUACGUUAGACGUGCAAUCCUGUUCCAUAACUUCUGAUACUACGUUUGACGUGCAAUUCUGUUCUACUCCAAGUUCAUCUUCCGCACGCGAGCAAGCGAAAAAAUCGAAAGGCGAGCAAGCAGUAGUAGACGCAAUUACUGCUUUACUUCAACCUUCACCUCAAAAAGAACAGAUCACUACUCACUCUCGAAGGAUUCAUGUCAGCAGGUGUAUUACAUCCGAUGAAUAUAUUGCCGAAAAAAAAAGAAUGGAAGAAGAAAAAGCGAAAAAAGCUGCUAAGCCAAAAAAACGCAAAGGUGCUCGAGUUGAAAUGAGCAGUGGCGAGGAAGACGAAGCUUACGUAGAUGAUCCUGACACGCCUCCUCCAAAAAAAACGAGAAGAAAAAAACGCAAAGCUGAUCAGGUUAAAAUUUAUACGAGUAGCGAAGAAGAAAACGAAGAUUACGACGAUUACGUAGAUGAGCCGCCUCCUCCAAAAAAGACCGAAACGAGAAAGCGCAAAGCCAACCAGGUUGAAAUGAGUAGUGAAAAAGAACUUGUCGAUUCAGAAAUAGAAGAGCUCGAUUAUGUAAUCGUCAGAUUCCCAGUCUCACAAAAUAAUAGAGAUCGUUUAUGGAUUGGACAAGUCUUGAAAAAAGAAAAGCGAUCAGUCACGGUGAAAUUCCUUAGAAAAAAAGUAUCGGAGAAAUUCGGAGCCAUCUUUACAUACCCGAUUACAGACGAUACCAUGUCCGUUAACCAUUCCCAGAUAAAAAGAAAAGUGAAAAUCAAUUAUAUAAAAAGAGGAGUGCAUGUUUUUCAUUUAACAGACGAUGAAAUUAAAGUUGUGGAGUAAUUUUUUAAAUUUUUACACGUAUUACAUAUGUACUAUGUAAUUUACUAUAUAAUUAGUAUGUAAGUCAAAAAUCUGC